AGCAGCAGAAAAAGCAGCAGAAGAAGAAAAGUAAGCUUGAUUUUCAUACACUGUUGUCGGCUGUGUUCAUUCUUCUGCUGUCCGAAAAUAAACCAAGCAGUUGGAAUCUUUUUGUUUUGUUUCAAUCACCUCUUUGUUAACAUUAAUUGGUAAUUCAAUACAAGUACCGUAGCUAACGUUGAAACGCGUAGCACGGUACGUUAGUUAACACGCUAUUGUAGCUAACAGAUGCUAGCUGCUUUAGCUAGCAGGGUAUCUACUAGCUAGCCGUGUGUCAAUUGAACAAACAGUGAAGCCUACGGAUCAUCGGUGUGGAGACUACAGAAGACGGACACCAACUUUUAGCCGGUGUUCCCCAUCAAGUGAAGAGCUGCAUUUUGUCAUUUUUUCAGUCAAAAACAACGUGGUGCCUGGGGAAGUAUGGAAGCCCCGCCUGUUUCAGCGAUGCCCGUAACCGGAGGCGCAAUCAAUAUGAUGGAAUAUCUGCUGCAAGGCAGUGUGUUUGACCAGGCACUGGAAAGCCUCUUGCAUCGCCUUCGAGGUCUGUGUGACAACAUGGAACCGGAGACGUUCACAGAUCAUGAACUGGUUUAUCUUCUGAAAGGCCAACAGGGGAACCCUUUCAUUCUGCGUGCCCGGCGGUCGCUCUCCCACCCCACGUCGCCGUGGCACCUACGCUACCUAGGCCAACCCGAAGUGGGAGACAAGAGCCGCCACGCCCUGGUGCGCAACUGUGUUGACGUGGCCGCCUCUCACAGCCUGCCGGACUUCCUCAACGAGAUGGGCUUCCGCAUGGACCACGAGUUUGUGGCCAACGGGCACAUAUUCCGCAAAGGUGCUAUGAAAAUUGUGGUUAGCAAGCUAUCGCGCAUCCUGGUACCGGGGAACACGGACAACACAGAACGCCUAUCUCUUUCGUACCUGGUGGAGCAGAGCGUGUUGGCUCCCGCUGGCCAGGACACCAUGUCAGAGGAGAUGCGCAGCUUUGCUGAGCAGCUUAAGCCCCUGGUUCACCUGGAGAAGAUAGACCCCAGCAAACAGAGACAUUAAAUGGACAUCAUUUAGAGGGUCAAGUCAUCUCUGGCCACCAUGGACAAACAAGAUUUUGUUUUAAUAAUGUUUACAUUUGUUACUGAAAUUAAAUGCAAUUCAACUUUGA
This is a messenger RNA of Anarrhichthys ocellatus (wolf-eel), 1159 nucleotides long. It is a transcript of the gene med18, whose product is annotated as mediator of RNA polymerase II transcription, subunit 18 homolog (yeast). The record is from RefSeq and is a predicted model, not a curated record. Gene Ontology annotation, biological process: regulation of transcription by RNA polymerase II; termination of RNA polymerase II transcription. NCBI's taxonomy places the organism in Eukaryota, Metazoa, Chordata, Actinopteri, Perciformes, Anarhichadidae. The transcript has 3 exons. The coding region runs from base 421 to 1050 and encodes 209 amino acids. Gene Ontology annotation, molecular function: transcription coregulator activity. Gene Ontology annotation, cellular component: mediator complex; core mediator complex.